Messenger RNA from Neodiprion fabricii, 6188 nucleotides. It is a transcript of the gene Sarm, whose product is annotated as NAD(+) hydrolase sarm1. The record is from RefSeq and is a predicted model, not a curated record. The transcript has 11 exons. Gene Ontology annotation, cellular component: dendrite. NCBI's taxonomy places the organism in Eukaryota, Metazoa, Arthropoda, Insecta, Hymenoptera, Diprionidae. Bases 378 to 3758 code for a protein of 1126 amino acids. Gene Ontology annotation, biological process: signal transduction; response to axon injury; negative regulation of MyD88-independent toll-like receptor signaling pathway. Gene Ontology annotation, molecular function: protein binding; NAD+ nucleosidase activity; signaling adaptor activity.
GUGCAGGCCGCGACGCCAUGCCGGAUUCCUGCGAUCCUCCGGCUGCUUUUCGUCGUUUCCUCCGUGUAUAUUCUUAGGCAUUUUAUUGUCGAUAUUCGUCGCAAACACCGGCGAUUUUCCCAUUGGACGCCGGCGUCGCGACGCCGAUAAGUGAUCUCGAGAUCGGCUGCCGGACGCGGAAUUACGACGCUCCGAAAUCCAGUCCGGGGUCGUCAUGGUGCUCUGUCAGUAAUCGUCUCUCGCGAGGUGGGAACCUUAAAUGAUCGUGAACAAGUGGGAGGAAAGUUGGCAAGAAGGAUUGUUCGAGUGAUAGUGAUUGUAAAAAUACUGUAUAAAUAACAGUCUUGGAGAAGAGGAAGUCCGAGUAUAAAGUUAAAAUGCAGACCACCGUUCCUCCUCGCGGUCUCAAACCUUUUCGACGCAGCGUCACUGCUCCUCAUGUCGGACAUUCGACCAACGACUACAGGAACAAAUUGAUGUCCGAGUUCCCAGUGGAGGGUGGCGAAAAUGGGGACAUGCAUACCGUCAUUGAGAACCUGCAGAAAAAGCGAGAUCUCAUCUCGGGAAGAACGGGACAUCAUACCCACGUCUCGACUCACUCUCAUCAUCCGCAAGUCACGACAUCCUCACAGAUGCUCACGAACCAGAGUCAGACGAGCACGUCGAGCAGAGUUGCUCAGCAGACCUCGCAGAGGAUCCUCACUUCCUCCUCGUCGAGGGAGAUGUCGAAUGCCAGCAACGUCAAAGUUAAGGACGGACUGAACGAGCUCAAACGCGGCAUCACAGAGAUGAAAAACAUGUCAUCGAACUUCUCUCAACGACUUCGAAGCAGCAUGGAAAACCUCGUGGACAGAGACGGCAGUGGCACCGAUGAAAACCUCUCUGAGCCUCUGGUCACGUUUCCGGAUCCGGACACGCCGCCUCCAGUCACAGGCACGGUCACUUUGACAGGUGGCUCGCCCUCCCAGCAGCUAAACUCUCUCAACUCGUUGGGUAAUCUUCACAACAUGAACCAGCCCAUGGGCAUGUCCAACAUGCCCACCAUGACCAGCAUGUCCAUCAUUCCAGCCGGUCCGGAGACCAUGAAAUUCGAGCAGAAGAAGAUGACCAGCGCCUCAAAAACGAAGGUCGUGACCGACGGUUUCAGCGCGGAAAAAGCUACAGAAAAUAGCGCUGAGAUGAGGGCACUUCAAGCUGGUGACGUUUCUUACAAGGAGCAAAGCGCAGCUACAGUCGCCAGGGCGAGAGUCGAGCUUGAUGGCGUCUCGGCGGAGAAAAGCGUCGCCUCGGCGAGGGAACAACGAAGUCUUAAGGCUGGUGAUCUAUCGCAUCAAGAAAGCAACAACAUGUCCGCAUCGACGAUGAAAGUACAGAGCGAUUCGUAUAGUUCGGAAAAGAAAGCAAUGGCAGCUCAGCAGCAGAGACAGACGGUGACGUCGACGGGUAUAUAUAAUCACGAGAAGCACAUGGCGGCUAGUUCGCAAUCGAGCGUAACGAUAGCGUCGAAGGGGGUCAGCUCAAAGGCGUCGAUCACAUCGGCCACGUCGGCGGUUAACCAGCUGAUGAACAACGGCAUGAGGCCCGCCGAAGACGAGCUCCUUUCCUUGCCACUGGACGACCUUGACGUGCUCUCAUCAAAUUCGAAUCUUCAGGACGUUGAGCGGGCUAAAGCGAAGUACUCUGGCUUUUUGGACACUCUGGUACAGCGGCUGAAGGCCAGCGAUGGAAAGAACGCAAACGCGCCGCUGCUACUGAACAGAGUUAGCGAGAUCAUCCGGAAGGCAUGGGCAGUUCCUACCCACGGUCACGACCUCGGCUACACGCUGUGCAACACCCUGAGGAAUCGGGGGGGUCUCGACAUGCUCAUGUCAAAUUGCAUAGCCCAAGAUAUCGAGCUUCAGUUCUCGUCCGCGAGGCUGUUGGAACAAUGUUUAACGAACGAGAACAGAGCUCACGUCGUUGAGAAUGGACUCGAGAAGGUCGUCAACGUAGCAUGCGUAUGCACCAAGAACGCGAACUCGGUUAACCACUCCAGGGUAGGCACCGGGAUACUGGAACACCUCUUCAAGCACAGCGAGGGAACCUGCAGCGACGUAAUCAGGCUCGGCGGCCUCGACGCCGUGCUCUUCGAGUGCCGAAAGAACGACGUCGAGACACUCAGACACUGUGCCGGGGCCUUGGCGAACCUCUCGCUUUACGGCGGCGCCGAGAACCAGGAGGCCAUGAUCAAGAGGAAGGUACCGAUGUGGCUGUUCCCACUGGCCUUUCACACCGACGAUAACAUCAAGUACUACGCCUGUCUGGCCAUCGCGGUUCUCGUUGCGAACAAGGAGAUCGAGGCUGCGGUACUCAAGUCCGGAACCCUGGACCUCGUCGAGCCCUUCGUAACGUCGCACAAUCCCUACGAAUUUGCAAAGUCGAAUCUCGCCCACGCUCACGGGCAGAGCAAGAACUGGCUCGAACGACUCGUCCCGGUUCUGAGCUCGAAACGAGAGGAGGCCAGGAAUCUUGCUGCCUUCCAUUUCUGCAUGGAGGCUGGGAUCAAGAAGCAGCAGGGUAACACCGAGAUAUUCCGCGAGAUCGGGGCCAUCGAACCUCUCAAGAAAGUCGCCAGCUGCCCUAACGCCGUUGCGUCGAAAUACGCCGUUCAGGCUCUGAGGCUCAUCGGUGAGGAGAUUCCCCAUAAGCUCAGCCAGCAGGUUCCCCUUUGGUCCACCGAAGACGUCAGGGAGUGGGUGAAACAGAUCGGAUUUGCCGAGUAUGCCCUGAACUUCGUCGAGAGCAGGGUCGACGGCGAUCUCCUCCUACAGCUUACGGAGUCGAAUCUGAUCGAGGACAUCGGAUUGACGAACGGCAUCAGGCGGAGGAGGUUCACCAGGGAGCUUCAAAAUUUGAAAAAAAUGGCCGACUACAGCAGCAGGGACACCGGGAACUUGAACAGUUUCCUUGAAUCCAUUGGACCAGAGUUUUCGAUUUAUACAUACGCGAUGCUUAAUGCCGGCGUCGACAAGGACUCGAUCGGUAAUUUGUCCGAGGAUCAGCUUCAGAUCGAGUGCGGUAUCGCUAACAGCAUUCACAGGCUCAUGAUACUCGAAGCGAUCAAAAACAAGCCACAUAAUCUUGGAAUAUUCAAUUCGUCCGGUGACGAGUCGCCAGACAAAUCUCUCGAUGUUUUUGUCAGCUAUAGAAGAUCCAACGGGUCGCAACUCGCCAGUCUACUCAAGGUCCAUCUGCAACUCAGGGGAUUCUCCGUAUUUAUCGAUGUCGAGAGAUUGGAGGCUGGGAAAUUUGACAAUAACCUUCUUCAAAGUAUCAGACAGGCGAAACACUUCCUACUUGUUCUCACACCCAACGCUUUGGAGCGAUGUAUACAGGAUACCGAAUGCAAAGACUGGGUACACAGGGAAAUCGUUGCAGCCCUAGGAUCACAUUGCAACAUCAUUCCCAUAAUAGAUAAUUUCCAAUGGCCAGAGCCAGAAGACCUUCCGGAAGAUAUGAGGGCAGUAUGUCACUUCAAUGGUGUCCGUUGGAUACACGAUUACCAAGAUGCUUGCGUAGACAAGCUAGAAAGGUUUAUGCGCGGUGAAAUUCCUAUGAGGUCGGACCUCUCUAGUGGCAUACCAAGAAGUUUGGCAUCCAAAGAUGUUACUCAGCCAAGCACACCGGCUAGCACAAAUAUACGACAACCCACUUAUCAGCGAAUGCACAGCAAUGAAAGUCGCGGAAGCGACAAAGACUCGAUAAAUGGUAGAGAUUGACUAGAUGGCCCCCCCACAGCUAUACCCAACAGGCUUCGGAAAUCGUCAAGUCCAUCUCGCUGGCUGAUGGGUCUUCCACCGACAUCUCCACGUCUAAAAUUUGUUCAUACACGUCCGGGAGGAAGUUCGAUACCUCGUCGACCCCCGAGACAUCCUCCCCCUCCAUCGACAAGAUCUCGAUCACUGGAACUGCUUGAUCAAGAGGAAAAGCAGAGAAUUCUCCCUGUCCCAGCAGCCCCAGAACCAGUUCCAAGACCAAGAUCAAGGAGUCUGGAUGGUCUGCUAGAUGAGGAUGGUUUGGGAUCAGUGUUGAAGGGUGAAGAAUCCUUUACCGAGGCUGCAAGAAUGGAAGAAAACCAGGAAAAGUGUAGGCCCAGAUCAAGAAGUUUGGACGGAUUUUCAGAUACAGCUGAAUCGGUAGAAACCGUUGACAGAAUUUCCCAAAAUAGCGCCGAAUCUUCUUUGGACGGUGAAGAAAACAGAGUUGUAGAAUCUGUAGUUGUUAGCAACAAUAAAAAAAUAGAUUCUGACAUCUGUGGAGAAGCAAUGAUUGGCUGUGUAUCUGGACCUUCGAUACAUAAUAAUCCCAUGCCUGUGCCGAGAUUGAGGGUGAAACCGCAAGCUGAGGAAUCGCUGUUGCAGGACAAUUUGUCUCCGGAUGAAGCCAGCGAUGAAAAAAGCUCCCUGUUGAAAACUCAAAUACCAACAAUCAGAUCCAGGAGCAUGGAUGACCUGUUAGAAUCGACGACAGCUGAACCUGCAUCUGAGACAAAGGAAACGCUUGCCGAACCUGUAAGCUCAGAGUCGUCGACAGGUAAAGAAAGACUGUUGAUGAGCGGUACUGAAAAAUCUAACUUGUCAAAGGCGAAGAGCUGUGGUGCGGGGUUGGACUCUGCUGAAAGUUUUUCAUCAAACGAUUACAAACCCCCGAACAAAGUCCAAGGCUCACUAUCCUCACUGCCUACCGGUGUUGAGCCUAAAAGGAAACGUAACUUUAUGGACAAAUGUGUCAAUAAGGUACGGUCCUUUAUACGAAAGUAAGGAGAAUGCUUAUAAAUUCUUAUUUUAUAACGCGUUAAUACUGACUUGUUAUUUAAUUAUUACUAUUACUAUUAUGCUUAAUUAUAUUAAUAUCACUACUGUUAUUGCCGUUUAAACUACAUUUUGCGAUUUUGAACGUAAUUUAGUUAUGACAGUAAUUCGAGUUAGUAAUUCGAAUAGGAAAAGAAACAUAAAUGUAUAUUUAAUUCUCGAUACAUAGAAUGAAAAGUAUGAUUAGAAGUAUGUAAAUCACAGUGUGAUUUUGUUCCAGUAUAUUAUUAUAUUAUGACGAUGUGAUGAAUGGCAGUGUGAAAGGGAAUGAUAUGAUAUGGGUAUAUGUUAACAUGAUGAAUAUAGUGCCUGAGAUGAAAAUUGCGACAAAAAAAAAAAGCAGAAACAAAACAAGUGUCUUCUUAGAUACCUAAUGGCAACUAUUAAUUUGUUUUUUGCCGAAUAUUUAUGAUAAGACUUUCGGCACUAUUUUACCGUGAACUAGGAUAACAUAGAUAAUGGUAACCUGUUUUUCAGAUAUUGAUUUUUUUAUAUUUCCUCCAACUGAACCGUAUUAUAAUUACAUAUAUAAUGUUUUAGAUUUUAAUUAUCUGUUGUACAGUUCACAUUACUGUUCGUAAUACUUUUUAUUUCGCAGGCAGUUGAGUAGACUAUUAUUAUUGAUGUUAUUAUUUUAUUAUUAUCACUAUUAUUAUUAUUAUUAUUAUUAUUAUUAUUAUUAUUAUGGACUAUUCUAUAAACGACGGUUGUUUUUACUGCAGCUAACCCGAUUAUGAAAUAUAUUUUAAUUUAGAUUGUAUCAUUUACAUUAUUUUGGUAUGUAACAAAAUUAAUUUCAAUUGUUAUUAUUAUUAUUAUUAUUAUAUGCAAGUGUAUAAAUUACAUAUUAUUUCCUAAAGAAAACCAGAAUGGUAUGGUUAUAGGCAUUGUAUUUUGUAAUGCUUCGAAACGAUGUUAUUCAUUGGAUUAGAAACAUAUAUAGUGUAUAUUUUACCAAAGUUUCACAGAGUGAAAUAAGAAUUUUAAUAAAAAUAUUUCAAUGUUUCUCGUAAAGAAAUUUUUAUUCGCAAAAAUACAAUUAUUGUUCAACAUCUUUCGAAUGAAGUCUCCUUCAAUUUGAAUCACGUACAACGUUUACAUGUGAUUGAUACCUACUACAAUAUUAUUGUUUUGACAAAUUUGUACGACAGCGUGUGUGUUGCACAGCUUGAAGUACGAUUUAUUAUAAUAUAUAAUAACAUAAAAAUAAAUAUUCCUUAAGACCGUUGUAUAAUAUAUCUCAAAGUUUCGAGACUUUGGAAUCUUAAAGGAAUAAUCAUACGCUUUAAAAUGAACUUGAUGUUUAGUUCAAUUUCGUUUUCAGUUAUGUCUAUUCAU